Messenger RNA from Juglans regia (Persian walnut), 950 nucleotides. Its product is annotated as germin-like protein subfamily 2 member 4. Gene Ontology annotation, cellular component: plasmodesma; cell wall. Gene Ontology annotation, biological process: plasmodesmata-mediated intercellular transport; regulation of root development. Lineage: Eukaryota; Viridiplantae; Streptophyta; Magnoliopsida; Fagales; Juglandaceae. Gene Ontology annotation, molecular function: manganese ion binding. Bases 123 to 806 code for a protein of 227 amino acids. The record is from RefSeq and is a predicted model, not a curated record. The transcript is spliced from 2 exons.
GCUGCCCCUUCGUUAUACUUAUAUCCAUAUUCAAACCAAACUUUCCACCAUAUUCAAACCAAACUUUCCACCAAACUUUCGAUCAUCAGUCGAUCUCUAAUAAUUUCUUGCAAUUUUUAGGCAUGUUGGUAAAGUACGUUCUUGCAUGUCUGAUGAUCUUUACUGCAAUUCCCAGCAGUAUUGCAUCCGAUCCUGACUCCCUGCAGGAUAUCUGUGUUGCUGUUGUUCCUUCUUCAGACAUAAAAGUAAACGGGUUUGUAUGCAAGGACGAUGCAAAUGUUACGGCAGAUGAUUUCUUCUUCGGUGGCCUAGUUAAACCAAAUGUUAUCAACACCUCGAUUGGGACAUUCAAUGCAACGUUGGCCAGCGUGCGAGAGAUUCCAGGCCUCAACACACUGGCGUUGUCGGUGGCGCGAAGUGACUAUUUGCCCGGGGGGCCUAGCUUCACUCCUCACUUGCACCCGCGCGCGGCCGAGCUUAUCUACGUUCUGGAGGGGCAAAUGAAUGUAGGCUUCAUCACCACAGCAAACAAGCUCAUCUCCAAGACCAUCAAGAAAGGUGAAGUCUUUGUGUUCCCUAAGGCUCUCGUCCAUUAUCAUUACAACGACGCCGCCGACGAGCACGCUUCUAUGAUCUCGGUCUUCGAUAGCCAAGGGCCCGGCAACCAAGUCAUUGCUACAUCACUUUUCGCGGCAACACCCCCCUUGCCGGAAGAUGUGUUGUCUUUGGCCUUUCAGGUGGAUAUCAAACAGAUUGAAAAAAUCAAAGAAAAUCUUAAGUUGGCCAAUCUUACUGUUACUUUUUGAUCCAUAUUAUAUAUGAUCAGAGAUGAAUAUGGCUAGCUAGUAGAUCUAGAUCAUAUAUUGGGGACGAUCUUUGAAUAAAACUCGAUUCAUGUAAUGAAUGAUCUGGUAUGCUAUCUAGUUCAAUGAUUAUCUAGUUCAAUGAAA